Artibeus jamaicensis (Jamaican fruit-eating bat) is the source of this 8207-nucleotide messenger RNA. It is a transcript of the gene DENND1B, whose product is annotated as DENN domain containing 1B. The record is from RefSeq and is a predicted model, not a curated record. Gene Ontology annotation, biological process: T cell receptor signaling pathway; endocytic recycling; endocytosis. The transcript is spliced from 23 exons. The coding region runs from base 159 to 2549 and encodes 796 amino acids. Gene Ontology annotation, cellular component: cytosol; nuclear speck; intracellular membrane-bounded organelle. Gene Ontology annotation, molecular function: phosphatidylinositol phosphate binding; guanyl-nucleotide exchange factor activity. Lineage: Eukaryota; Metazoa; Chordata; Mammalia; Chiroptera; Phyllostomidae.
GGCGGCCGCGCAGGAACUGAGGCCCCGGGCGGCGGGGACACGGGCCGCGCCCGCAUCUGUCAUAGAGGCCGCGGCCGGGCGCGCGCGCGGGCGGGCGGCGACGGGGGCACCUGAGCGCUGCCCGGCGCGACCCCCGAGCGCACGCGCGACAUGAGACCAUGGACAGCAGGACGCGGGAAAACCCAGAAAGAACCUUUGACUUGGUACUGAACGUGAAAUGCCACGCGUCCGAAAAUGAAGAUCCAGUGGUUCUGUGGAAAUUCCCGGAGGACUUUGCAGACCAGGAGGUGCUCCAGACUGUACCGAAGUUCUGUUUCCCCUUUGACGUCGAAAGAGUGUCUCAAAACCAAGUGGGACAGCACUUCACCUUCGUGCUGACGGACGUUGAGAGUAAGCAGAGGUUCGGGUUCUGCAGACUCACUUCCGGGGGCAGGAUUUGCUUGUGCAUCCUGAGUUACCUGCCGUGGUUUGAAGUGUACUACAAACUUCUGAAUACUCUGGCAGAUUACUUGGCUAAGGGACAGGAAGAUGAUUUGAAUGUAACUCUCAGAGCGCUCUAUGACCACCCAGUACCAAAGGCAAACAGCCCUGUCAGUUUGAACGUGAACCAAGAGAUAUUUAUUGCCAGUGAGCGAGUUCUGAGAGAGCAGCCCUCCUUAGUACCGCACUCCUGCUUCGUUGCCCCCGACGUCACCGGGCUCCCCACCAUCCCCGAGAGCAGAAACCUCACGGAGUACUUCGUGGCCGUGGACGUGAACAACAUGCUGCAGCUGUACGCCAGCAUGCUGCACGAGAGGCGCAUCAUCGUCACCUCCAGCAAACUAAGCACUUUAACCGCCUGUCUGCACGGACCGGCCGCCCUGCUGUUCCCCAUGUUCUGGCAGCACAUCUACAUCCCGGUGCUGCCGCCGCACCUGCUGGACUACUGCUGCGCUCCGAUGCCUUACCUGAUCGGAAUCCACUCCAGCCUCAUAGAGAGAGUGAAAAAUAAAUCCCUGGAGGAUGUGGUUAUGUUAAAUGUUGACACAAACACUUUAGAGUCACCAUUUAAUGACUUGAUCAACCUCCCGAGUGACGUGGUCUCAACCCUCAAAAAUAAACUGAAGAAGCAGUCUACAGCGACCGGGGACGGCGUGGCCCGGGCCUUCCUGAGGGCGCAGGCUGCUUUGUUUGGGUCCUACAGGGAUGCACUGAGAUACAAACCCGGCGAGCCCGUCACGUUCUGCGAGGAGAGCUUCGUGAAGCACCGCUCAGGUCCCAUGAAACAGUUCUUGGAGACUGCAGUCAACCUCCAACUUUUCAAGCAGUUCAUCGAUGGUCGACUGGCGAAGCUGAAUUCCGGAAGGGGCUUCUCUGAUGUCUUUGAAGAAGAGAUCACUUCGGGGGGCUUCUGUGGAGGAAGCCCACGGUCCUACCAGCAGUGGGUGCACACAGUCAAGAAAGGCGGUGCCCUGUUCAACUCGGCAAUGACCAGAGCAACGCCCGCCGUCCGGACGGCGUACAAAUUCGCGAAAAGCCAGGCCAAGCAGGGCAUCCGGGAGGUGAAGAGCAAGCUGAAGCACAAGGACUCUAAAGCGAGUGCUCGCGUGUUCCCUCGCCGGCAGGAGAGCGAGGACGGUUUCGGGACCUGCUCCGGCUGGGGCGUGCAGUACACGCCGGUCUACACGCUACACGGCGAGAAGGCGGCGAACCCGGAGAAGCGCAGGCUCACCCAGGCACGCAUGAGGAGGCCCCGUGAGAGCCUCGACGGCUCGGUAUGUGGUGACGAGGACGAGGACACGGAUCGGGCCAGCAAGCUGUCCUCGGAGGACGGCGAGGAGGCGCCCGCGGACUUCUACGCGAGCGAUGACUCCCUGGAGGCGCACGCGCGGACGGCCUGCCCGGGCGAGAUGGACCUGCUGGGGGAAAUCCUGGACACGCUGAGCACCCACAGCUCCGACCAGGGGAAGCUGGCGGCCGCCAAGAGCUUGGACUUCUUCCGGUCCAUGGACAACAUCGACUACAAGGCCACGAAUAAAUCCAACGCCCCGAGCGAGAAUAAUUUGGCCCUGCUCGAUGGGGGACACGGGGACCAAACCGAGUGGCACCUGGGGCAAGAUGACAGCGCCCUGCACGGCAGACACCUCCCCCCGUCCCCCAGGAAGCGCGCCUCCUCCGGCGUCCGGACAGAGUCGCUGUUCAUGCUGACGGAGGAGAGCAGGGACAAGCCGCUCCGAGCGGCCCCCGAGGGCUGGCCCGCGGUGGCGGGACAGGCGGCCCCCGCUGCAGAACGGGACUCCCAGUGGGCGCCUCCCACCGAGUCCCCGACCGGGGAAGAGGAACCAGAAGACACGGAAGUGCCACACCAGACCUCGGAGGACCCGCUGGUGCCCGGCCUCGGGCGACACCCGUCCACUUCCGUCCCUUGGGAGAAAGAAGGGAGAGAAGCCCAAGAGGCCGCGGAAGGCCUCGGGCUGCUCCGCGAGGUCGGCUCUCUGUGUCGCGUGAGCUCCCCCUUCCGCUGUGACUUAACCGUCUCGGAAGAGAACACAAGUGGACACCAAGCUUAAGGCAGCAGUGGAGAGUCGGCCUCUUGCGCCCAAGCUUCUUGGGAGACACUUCAGGGUUCCCUGCAGUCGAGACAGUAAACAGUCAUUUGUCAGGAGGACAACCCUUGCUACUGCCCAAAACUGAGUUGCACUUGGAGCAAACGCAUGGCGCUCGGGGGCGUAUGUAUUGCCCACUGAACUUUUAAGUGUAAAGCCUAUUCUGCUGUGCCCUUAAAUCAGGUACCGGGUGUGUGUGGAGCGCGUCUGUGGACGUGUGGUUGCUCAGUGUUGGUGCUGAACGCCGUUCAUUUCAUUUAAACCGAGUGUGUGACCGUGAACGGCCCGCGCGCACGACCAGUCGCUCUAGGCUGGUCUGGUUGAGCGUGAACUGACCAAGAUUUCAAAACUGAACAGAGCUACCCUUGAAAUGCUGAGACUCUUGACCCACUAACUGCCUUAAUCUUAUGCCUGUGCUAAGCAAACUGAAAUAACUUAGGGAGUUACUUGUAAGUUCUCACAGGUACGUGAACGUGUCCUGCAGACAGGUACCGCCUUUUCUGGUCACUGAGUCAGGGACAGAAUUCAUCCUGCUGUUCCCGUGAGAACACUUUUGUUCGGACAGCGCCGCCCUGCUUUCCGGGAAGCACGCUGGUCCACGGCUUUCCUCGGGGACCUGCUGGUGACUGCGUGACAUUAAUGACGCCGGGUCGCCUGGGGCUCGCACUGUUUUCCCUGCUCUCGCUGGAGUCCACCCCCAGGAAGCCAAAUGCCACGUAAACUGUCCUGAUUUAAAACAGAAACAAAAGCAAAACAACAAAAACCCUUGGAAUCCUUUUCUCUCCACCGGUAAUUAUCAAAAUUGCCUAUAUCAUCUCAAAUUCACUUUUGAAGUGAUCGACUUCAUUUGUGGGGAGUUUCAGACCCACAGGAAGCCUGUGACGAGAGACCAGCAGGCUCCCGUGUGGCCCCGCCCACGCCGUCCCCCGGCCAGGUCCCAGUUCCAUUGCCGCGCGUGCUAAGCGGUGAGGCAGUAUUGAGGGCCCACCCUGCUUUCACAUUUCCUCGAUUUCCCCCUACGGCCUGUUCCAGGGUCCCAUCCAGGAGACCCCACAACUCUCGGGUGUCAUCUCUUCCUUGACAUGCCUUGGCUGCGAUAGUCACUUGGACUUGCCUUGCUGGUCAGCCUUGGCGGUUGUGAAGCGUGCCAGUCAGAGCGAUGGCUGGAGGCCCCUGUGGUCCCUUGUUGGGUAUUUUUCUUGUGAUCACACUGGGACCGUGGGUUCCAGGGAGGAAGAUCCCCGAGGGACAGAGGUACUUUCGUCAUGUCACCCAGAGGGCAUGUCCCGUCCAUGCAGUGUGUGAUUGCUGAUGUUGACCUUGAUCCCUGGCUGAGGUCGUGCUUGGCAGGUUCCUCCGUUACGAAGUCCCUGUGCACCCCGCCCCGGCCCCGCCUCGAGUACUGUAGUCUUGGAAGGAAGGUGCGCAGUUUCCUCUUCUUCAGGACGGUGGGUCCCAUCACUUGUUUGCAGUUUGCCCGGGAGAUUUGUCUCUUUGUCCUCAGGUUCACCGCUAAGCUUGGAAAGUCGCAGGGAUCGCCUAGGAAUCGUGAAUCGGUGGUGUCAGGAGGGGCUGGACGGGCAACGACGGACCCAGUGAGGUUCCGGCUGAUUGUUACCGGUGCCUUCACUCUGGGUGCUCCAUACGUCCCACCACGACUGGUUUUCCAACUGUCACUGUGGAACAGGUGUUUGGGAAGCCGCCCGAGGCCCCACAGGAUGGCUCUUCGACGUGGACUGAAAGAAGCUAACUUUUAGGUAGAAAAACCUCAGAUGGGGCUGUUAGAAACAGUGUCUAAAAAUAUUUAUUCAGGUCCAUCUUUAAACACUUUCAAGAAAAUGACCAAGGGUUUUCUUUUUUAAACUACAUUCCAAACUCUACAAGGAUAUGUUUUUAUUUGGGACAAUCGCUCAUUUUUCUAAAGGAAGACAAGUCGUCUUUUCUCUCUAAGAAGGAAACUCUCUCUGUGCGGAGGACAAAAGUGUGUCUUAUUUUUCACAGCACCAAAGUAAGACGGAGGUUCUGGUCAAAUUUUGCUUUUGUAUGCCUAUCACAAAAUUCCAUCUGGAUUCUUAAUUGAAGGAUGUAAUUGAGAAGUCCGUUUAUCAGAAGAGCUGCUUUCAGGGGGAAGGAGACAAGGUCAGUGUGGGUGCUGCCCGCCUGGCAGAUGCCCCUCCGUGGUUCUAGAAGGAGCAGAAAGUGGCGUUUCCCUGUGAAGCACGGAAUGGGGAGCAUCUUUCCCCCCCAGAAUUCAGGGUCUGAAGACUGAGACAGUCGCAAGUGCAGCAUGGCGAGCUUGGGGGCGGUUUCAGCGCCACAGCCUCAGGGGCCCCGGGUCUGUGCUCCCCUUCCCUCUCCCGGCGGGGCACCGGAAGCCCCGUGUUGUUUCCAGGAGGCUCAGCCGCUCACGAGGGACAUCUCUGCCCAGGUGUUUUAGACUGGAUCUGUGCCUUAUUUCACACACAACGUCAGCUGUUAUAUUCCACUGUAAAAAAAAAACAAGAGCAAACCCAGAAACUCUACAGGUUCUUGGAGAAAGUCCAGAAGACGAGUCGCAAGUAUUAGUAUUUCCAGCCAUUAAAAUGCUGAGCACUGCAAACCUGCUCGGAGAGUAGCUUCCCGGUCGGUGGUCUGGUGGGCGGAGGGAGAGAGCGGUGAGUGAGGCCCGGGUCCGACCUGGGACCCACCAAAGGGCUCUUUCCUCCGAGGCUCCUGCUUCCACCAGACCAAACAUUUGCCAAUUCCCGGGCUGCUGGGAUUUCUUUCCCCGAAGAAAUCACACCUGUUCUGCAGCAGACUUACAUGAAGGAGUGAGACCUUCGGCUCUGGCACGCGGUGGCCUUCUCGUGGCCCUCGGCCCUCCCUGAGGCCCACCCUUGCGUUCAUCCUUCACCCUCAGGUGCCGCGCCCCUGGUAUUUCAGGGGAUGCAAGAGGAGCCUGUGACUGUAGGGGCCGUUGCUGUGUAAGGUGAAGGCGAUGUUAAGUAGCGUGUUCCAAAGUUUACGUCCCCCAGCUCGGCCUAGAAAGGUGCCCAACUAUUGCAUGGUUACUCUUCGAUUAACAAGUAGUGACUCAUUUAUUUAUUGACUCCUCGCACUGGUCACAGGCAAGGUACAGCCAUUGAGGAUGUAGGAAAAUAAAAUACUUGACGUGUUCCCACUGUGAAGGAACCCGUUAAGAGGAAAAGGAAUUGUAAAUAUCAGUAGUAGUAGUAAUAAUAAUAAUAAUGACAAUAAUAAUAAUAAAAGUAAAUCCUGCUUAGACAUUAUUAACCCAAGGUUCUACUACCAAAACAGUCUUCUGAAGCUGCUUUAUCUAAAACGAGCCCUGAGUUCAGAACCACAGUGCCAUUUGUAAGUUCGUCGGCUGUCUGUAUAAUUACAUGAAGUGUCUAAUUAAUGCUGCUAAGAAACCUACUUGUGAAGGCCAGACUCGUGGACAGAAAACGCGUGCCCUGUUUGGUGACUCGCCUGCCCUUCCGCUCUGUCCCCAAACCAGGCUGCAGGGGGCUGGGGGCUGGGCUGGGGCUCAGCCCCUCUUGGAGGGGCUCCUUCCCUCGAGUGGGGGCCAAAGAGGGGGUGUGGCAGUCCACUGCCUCUGGGUGACAGCAUUCUCUGUAGUGGGUCCCCUCCCUUUUGAAGGAAAACUGGGUGGGACGGUGCUGUCAUUUUGUGCUGAUAAUACCCUGAUGAUAGGAUUCAGGAUGCUGAUGAGUGAGCUGUCUCCUAAAUAAGGCAAAGAAGCAGGCUCCUGUCCAAGAGGAGAGCACUGUGAAUACUCUCAACGUUGGGAGAGCUUCCUCCUUUCUUAGAAAAGCUACAUUUUCAGGAAAAAAAAACUAUUUUCGUGAAUAAAUUUUCUGACGCGAGUUCCAUUUUUGUUUAGCAUGAGACUUUGAUUCUGGGAGGAUGUUUGGGAACCAGAAUAGAAGUUUAAGAAUGUCAGACAAGUGAAUACUGAAGUCUGGUUUCUCCAAGACGCUUCGCCGUGGGGGGACUGGGUCUUCCGGGCUCUGUCCGGCUCUAUCCGGCUCUGUCCGGCCCCGUCGUUUCUCGGUGUCUGUUUCUUGAAGUGUCUUUAAGAGGCAUAGUGGUCGGGCCCAAACCAGUUCUUGUUUCCGUUUGGUUAAGAUAGGGAGUUCUGUAUAUUCAGACAGAAGCAUAUUUUAUUUGGAAAAUAAUAGGAUUUUGUGCAAUACUUGUUCCUUGGUGACAUAGUUCAGAUGAAGAUGUACACCUGCUUCUCCGGCAGAUGCCUUAAGGUCAUGCUUUUCAGUAUUUGUGUUAAACUGUAUGUAGCAAUGUUCUAGGUGGUUUUAGAAAAAAAUUGUCUUCGUAUUGUGGAUAGGAGAAAUGUUUUUGUUUAUUUAAAAUGAUUAUGGAUACUGCAUUAUAACUAACUGCCUCAGCAACAAUAAAUAUGCAAUAAGAAAAUCCUGAACCUUAGAUUAGUGUUAAUAUUGUUACUUUAAAGGAGACGUCUGUAUAUAGUGCAACGAGCUGAUUCCAUGUAACAAGUUCCGAGUCUCACCAAGGUCAGGUGCCCAUCACAGACCGGAGUAGCCUUUGGGAUGAAUCUUUGGUAUGAUUGACACAGGGCAUUGCCACACCCUCGACUCUGUAAAUGAAGUUGAUUUUUGUAUAAUGUACAGUUUGUUUAACCUUAUAGCUUCUAUAGGUUCCUACUUCUGUGAUACUUGAAUCAGGCAGGAAAGCACUGUGGAAAAAUCAGUAGCUCUGGAUGCAAUAUGUAAACACACCAAAAAAAAAAAAAGAUUAAGGUACUGAACUGUCCUGUUCACUGGAUGCUGUAUAACCAGAAAGCUAGGUGUUUUGUUUUAAAACCAGUGUUUAGUUAAGUGAAGGAAUUUCAAACCGUACAAUCAUUUGUCAUCUGUAGAAUCACAAAUGAUUACCUCUUUAAUGUAAGAAACCUCUGGGGCUCUCUGUCUCCGAGCCAUUUUGUCUCUCAAUGAGGACACCUGUUCGUGUCCCUCAGCAGGGGACAUCGAGGGGCCUGAACAGAUCACCCGCCGGCCGGUGGGUGGCGUGGUGCCGAGGACAGGACACAGUGGGAGCUCUGCGCACGCUGGCCUACCACGCGCGUGGCGUCAGCCUCCGUGGGGCCAGGGCCCCGCUUCCUCUCGGGUCUCCUGAGAGCCGCUGAACAAGCGGACACCUAGCACGGGGCUUCUCGAGUCUGCUGUGAUUAGUACUUAGAGCCUAAGACAGCAGAGAACUGAAAUGCGUGUGAAGCCUGCCACUUGGCAAUGCAUCAUCAGUCUUUUGCAUAAAAGGCACAUGAGAGGUUCCACGUUGAACUUCCCCGAAGUUUGUUUCUUUGGCUUAAAGGAGUAACUUUGAAAGGACUGAGCCUUUUGCAUGCCAUGGAGGCAGGUGUCUGUAAAAAUCUCGCUGGCGUUGAGACCGGCUUCAUUGUCUUGCAUCCCUGAGGUUACGGUAGAAUCAUUUCUGCAGCUGAGUACUACUGGGAGAACACUGCGGACACGAGGGUUGUUUGGGGACUUCCUUUAAAAUAUGCAAAAGUCAAUGUGGGAUGGACGACAUGUCCCCAUCAAGUGCCCAACAGCGCGGUUGUGGAAUAAAGUUGGUUGUGAUCAA